This is a messenger RNA of Aspergillus steynii IBT 23096, 909 nucleotides long. RefSeq names its product PITH domain-containing protein. Bases 44 to 718 code for a protein of 224 amino acids. Gene Ontology annotation, cellular component: nucleus. NCBI's taxonomy places the organism in Eukaryota, Fungi, Ascomycota, Eurotiomycetes, Eurotiales, Aspergillaceae. The transcript is spliced from 3 exons. The record is from RefSeq and is a predicted model, not a curated record.
AACCAAACCCAAGACCACCAUCUCGCGUCCAUCCACUCUCAGCAUGUCGGGGCAUCAUCACCACCACGAUCAUGGCGGGCAUUGCCAUGGAGAAGACGGACAUGACCAUUCCAAUGAUAUCACCCCCGCCAUCCAGUCCCUCCUGUACUCGCAGAUCCAGUUUGAUUCCAUCACGACAUUGAACGAAGCGGUCCCAAAUUCGGGGGCUGCGAUCGCCCAGAAGACGUGGGCGGACAGACUAAACGACCAACCCGAACUCGAAAGCGACGCGGACGAGCAGCUGCUCAUGUAUAUCCCGUUCACCGGACAAGUCAAGGUCCAUUCGCUCCUCCUCUACACCGCGCCGACCCCAUCUGCCCCCAAAACCCUGAAACUCUUCAAGAACCGGGAUGAUCUGGAUUUCGCCACGGCCUCGGAACUCACGCCUACCCAAACAAUCGAGGUUCCUCAGCCAAUCCCCGGGGCGGAUAUCUUCGAGUUGCCGCUGAACCGGGCUCACUGGAAUACCACCACCUCCGUCACCUUGUUCUUUGAAGACAACUGGAGCGAUGGCGAGGAAGAAGUGACCAGAGUGGGGUACGUCGGGUUCAAGGGUCAAUUCAUGGCUCUGAAUCGGGAGCCGGUCAAUUUUCUCUACGAAGCAGCUGCCAACCCCGGUGAUCAUAAGGCGAUCCAGGGAGUAAACGACGUAGGUGGCAGGAUCAUGCCAGGCCAGUGAUGAUACUUUGGGCCACCGUGACAUUCAGUGGGGGUUUGCAACGAGAAAUAUGAUUCUACUGUUUUCCCUGUAAAAAUGAUCCUUGGAAGCGGAUUAUUAUGUCGAUAAUACGGGUAAGUACACCAAUCAAGCUGAACAAAUGCCACCCAGAAAUAGAGAAGGGAUGAAUGGGAGGGAAGGCCGAUAACUUC